AUGGUUACGAGAAGUCCUCUGGACAGCGCGUCACUUGAGCCCAUAGCGGUUCUUUCGCAUUCGAGAUUGGCAAAGCUUGACUGUGCAAAUAAGCUAGAUGGACUCCGGCGAUUCUUUGGGGGCGAUAACGCCCGCAGCUCGUGUCAUCACAAGAGCGGGCGCAGCAGCCGCAUCAGAACAAGUAGUGGGACGCUCGUCAAGCCAUCAACCUUCACUGCUGCACCUUUCCACGGCUAG
Parastagonospora nodorum SN15 is the source of this 237-nucleotide messenger RNA. RefSeq lists its product as hypothetical. The transcript has 3 exons. NCBI's taxonomy places the organism in Eukaryota, Fungi, Ascomycota, Dothideomycetes, Pleosporales, Phaeosphaeriaceae. Bases 1 to 237 code for a protein of 78 amino acids. The record is from RefSeq and is a predicted model, not a curated record.